Ylistrum balloti is the source of this 669-nucleotide messenger RNA. RefSeq names its product autotransporter adhesin BpaC-like. The transcript is spliced from 3 exons. Lineage: Eukaryota; Metazoa; Mollusca; Bivalvia; Pectinida; Pectinidae. The record is from RefSeq and is a predicted model, not a curated record. The annotation marks the transcript as partial.
AUUACGUUACAAGGCAACAUGAAUUGUUUUAAAUCUCUUAGAGUGUUUCUUUUGAUCACAAUUCUGUCUGAACAUGCCCUGGGGGCGCCAACAGCCACCGCAGAAAACGCAACCAUGACCACAGCUAAUAUGACAACAGGAGAAAUGUCCACAGCUGGCGGAGUAACAGCAACCAAAGAUAUGACGACACCAACCAACGGAAUGACGACAGCCACCAAAGAUAUGACGACACCAACCAACGGAAUGACGACAGCAACCAAAGAUAUGACGACAGUUACCGAAAGUAUGACGACAGCAAAUGGAAGCAUGACGACAGCGAAUGGAAGCAUGACGACAUCAAGUGACAAUGGCACCACAUCAAGUCACAACGGCACUUCAGAAAUGACUACUAUGACAAUGCUGCCUGACAUCAAUGGGACAACUGUUACCAUGCCCACUGGCAAUGGAACCACCAUGUCAAGUCACAUAACGUCACCAGCACACCUCACCUCAAAAGCACCAACACAACGACCAAAUCCAACCCAAUCUCCCUCGAAAGGUGGAUUUAGCGGCUCAUCAUUUGGUGGUGGUAUCGCUCUCGGAGCUGGCGUCAUUCUUCUAAGCGGUCUUGUAUAUUACUUAUAUGCUAGAAGAGCAAAUGGAAGAAGACCUUAUUCAGCAGUACAAUGA